Molecule: messenger RNA, 674 nt
Organism: Nestor notabilis (Kea)
Lineage: Eukaryota; Metazoa; Chordata; Aves; Psittaciformes; Psittacidae
Gene: RPL8
Product: ribosomal protein L8
Exons: 4
Biological process (GO): cytoplasmic translation
Cellular component (GO): ribosome; cytosolic large ribosomal subunit
Molecular function (GO): RNA binding; structural constituent of ribosome
Source: RefSeq, a predicted model, not a curated record
GACAUCAUCCAUGAUCCUGGCCGAGGCGCUCCCCUGGCCAAGAUUGCCUUCCGUGACCCGUACCGGUUUAAGAAGAGGACAGAGCUGUUCAUUGCUGCAGAGGGUAUUCACACCGGGCAGUUCGUGUACUGUGGCAAGAAAGCUCAGCUGAACAUUGGCAAUGUCCUGCCUGUUGGCACUAUGCCAGAAGGGACCAUCGUGUGCUGCCUUGAGGAGAAACCUGGUGACCGUGGAAAGCUGGCCCGUGCUUCUGGAAACUACGCCACCGUUAUCUCUCAUAACCCAGAAACAAAGAAAACGAGAGUGAAGCUGCCUUCUGGCUCCAAGAAAGUGAUUUCUUCUGCAAACAGAGCUGUUGUUGGGAUUGUUGCUGGUGGAGGCCGUAUUGACAAGCCCAUCCUGAAGGCUGGCCGUGCCUAUCACAAAUACAAGGCGAAGAGAAACUGCUGGCCACGUGUCCGUGGUGUGGCCAUGAAUCCUGUAGAACAUCCCUUUGGUGGUGGUAACCAUCAGCACAUUGGCAAGCCCUCAACCAUCAGGAGAGAUGCUCCUGCUGGGCGCAAAGUUGGUCUCAUUGCUGCCCGCCGUACCGGUAGGCUGCGUGGAACAAAGACUGUGCAGGAAAAGGAGAACUAAAGACCCACUGUGGAGUUUACAGAAUAAAUUCUUAAAAC